Messenger RNA from Eubalaena glacialis (North Atlantic right whale), 927 nucleotides. RefSeq names its product spermatid maturation 1 (gene SPEM1). Gene Ontology annotation, biological process: flagellated sperm motility; sperm individualization. Lineage: Eukaryota; Metazoa; Chordata; Mammalia; Artiodactyla; Balaenidae. The coding region runs from base 1 to 927 and encodes 308 amino acids. The record is from RefSeq and is a predicted model, not a curated record. Gene Ontology annotation, cellular component: cytoplasm. The transcript is spliced from 3 exons.
AUGGCCAUGGCUGAGCGGCCCCGGCCCGGGUGGGCCUCAUAUCACAGCCCCAGCACCAACAACUGCCAGGACCUGGGCAACUCCAUCCUGUUGCUACUGGGCCUCAUCAUCUGCGUUAACAUUGGCAUCAACAUGGUGACACUGCUCUGGCACAGACUCCGUGGCUUCUUACACCAAGUGUUUCGUGUUAUUUGUGAGAAAGAAGCUUCUAAGUUAUGCUCACCUGGGAAGCAGACCCAGCCCCCGAAGCAGAGCACCCCUGCAGUCCGCCUUCGGUGCACCAUGGACCCUGUGAAAAUGACUGUGUCCCCCCCACCCACUCGCCGCCGUCGCCGUCGAGGCUCUUCAGCAUGCCGCGCCCACCGCCCUGUAGCCUGGGCCCCUGACACUGACAGCGAUGACGAGAAGCCCCCACGUCAGCACACAACAAUCUGCUCCCACAACUGGGAUUGCCCCAGGGACUGGGAAGGCUUUCAGUCCACCCAGGGGUUCUGGACUCCCUGGGCCCAGGAUGCUGUGGAGCCACCUACCCAGACCAUCCGCUUCCAGCAAACUGUAGAGGGAAGGCCGCUCAAAAGAGAGAUGCAGUCAGAGCUGGGCCUAGAGGCCUACGUGUACCCUGUGAACCCCCCGCCCCACAGCCCUCAGGCCCUGAGCCACAAGAACAGUGGAGGGGGGCCCCAGGCAGAACAGGAGCAGUGCUCGCCAGCCCAGCCACCCAUCCUGGGCCCGGCCCACGUCCCAGACAUCCCCCGGCGCCACUCCUCAGGGCGCGUAGCCUAUAAUGCCAGAGACGUGAGGCGGCGGCUGCGGGAGCUGACCAGGGAGGUGGAGGCCCUGUCCCACUGUUACCCCCCGGUCUCUGGAUCCAGCACGGCUGAGGGGACGGGAAAGGCCUGGGUAUACCGUUCCCUGACAGAGAGGUGA